CUUCCCUUGAAGAAACGAAGAUAAAUGUGAAUCGGCGACUAUGGAAGACGAAUCGUUGCAGAAGGUUGCGAUUUCAGGGCCAAUCUUAGCCUCUUUGAUCCAACGCUGCUCCUCCUCCUCCUCCGGCGCCGUUGAUGGUCUUCUCUUCGGCCAUGUCUCCGAAACUACGCCCUUAUCCCUCUCCGAUGAUUCAUCUUCUUCAUCCAACAUCGAACCAUCGGUACGUGUCGCCACUGUCACCGGAUUUCUCUGCUCUGGUACCACCAAUAGCUUUUACGAUUCUUCUGGACAAGUAGAUUCACAAUUGCUUAACCGCCUUCUCGGCCGAAACCUGUCCGACGGCCAAGCUCAACCUAACGAUUCUUUGGUCGGUUGGUUUUCCGGCCGCCGGAGAACUCAGCUUCGACCUUCCAUGCGUGAAUACUUAGUGAGUUCCUCUCUGUCUUCGAUGAAGCAAUUGUCGUUUCCUGUCAAAGACUCUGUGAAACCUACCAAUCUAAUCCCUAGUUUGUUUCUGCUUCUGACUUCGCCGAUAUCUGAUCAAAUUAUCCACACACACGAGUACCGUGCUUUUCAAUUUCGGUCCUCCAAUCAGUUCUUUGAGCCGAAAUCAAUUGACAUUGUGAACAUCGGACCGGCAUUUCGUGGCCACUAUGGAUCGUUUACCCCUAAUUCUCCUUUCCCUCAUUUUCCUUGCGAGAUGAGAGCCUCUCCGAUGAAUGUAGAUAAGAUUGAUGGGAAUUUGAAUGUGAUGAAGCAAAACUUGAAAGAUCAGAAGCAACUGAAUAUGUGUGCUGAAGGAUUCGAGAUUGGGAACUUGACCCGGUUACUGGGUUCUGAGGCUGCAAAUUAUACUGCUGGGCUGGAGGAUUUAUACGAAAAAAUGCUUGCCAAGACUGAGAGCUUGGCACGGCUCGUUGAGAAGAGCUCUGCUCAGGUUCUUGAUCAGGAAAAUCACAACAGAAAGUUGAGAUAUAAACUUGCGAGGUACCCUGGAUUUGAGUAAGAAAUUUGUUCUUACUACUGGCGUUUUUGUUCAUCAGGAACUGCAAGAACAUCGACCUUGUAACGAAAUUACUUACUUUUGGCAUCAAAACCUGAAUGCUGCAUGCCGUUGACAUUAAAAUGGCGACUUUCUGAGCUGAAGGGAGCUACCAAGCAGACCUUUGAAGUCCUAGGAAUGAUCUCAAGUUUAGGCAGUAGUUUGUUUGGGGAAUAUCAAGCUAUAAUGAGUUGCCCCCACAACCUUUGCUGUGUGUAUGAGGUACAACCUUCUACAAUUUCAUUCCCUGCCUUUUGUCACUUGAAGAUUCACUCUGUUUGAUAUGUUUUCAUAUAUUCCAUACGAAAUGUUCUGUUCUUGAUUGGAUUCUUAUCAUUAUGUGGCUACUUGUGUUUUUAAAGAUCCCGUUCAGGAAAAAGCUUUUAUGUACUUACUUUCCAGCUCUAAGGUGCUGUUUGGGUGUA
This is a messenger RNA of Cucurbita maxima (winter squash), 1467 nucleotides long. RefSeq lists its product as uncharacterized. The coding region runs from base 41 to 1006 and encodes 321 amino acids. The transcript is spliced from 3 exons. Gene Ontology annotation, cellular component: nucleus. The record is from RefSeq and is a predicted model, not a curated record. Lineage: Eukaryota; Viridiplantae; Streptophyta; Magnoliopsida; Cucurbitales; Cucurbitaceae. Gene Ontology annotation, molecular function: polyubiquitin modification-dependent protein binding.